Capsicum annuum is the source of this 1326-nucleotide messenger RNA. RefSeq names its product proteasome assembly chaperone 2. The transcript has 7 exons. NCBI's taxonomy places the organism in Eukaryota, Viridiplantae, Streptophyta, Magnoliopsida, Solanales, Solanaceae. Bases 100 to 942 code for a protein of 280 amino acids. Gene Ontology annotation, cellular component: nucleus; cytosol. The record is from RefSeq and is a predicted model, not a curated record. Gene Ontology annotation, biological process: proteasome assembly.
AGAAGAACAAAACAACCUUCGCAUUCGUGUGCAACAAGAACUUGGCCAGCUCCGAAUCAGUACACUAACAAUUCACACGAAUUUCAAAUUUCCAAAUUCAUGGAGUUUUAUGCUGAAGAAGGAAAGAAUUUGAGCUCAAAUAACUCCACAUUAGUUCUGCCGGCGCUGUCCAUAGGGAAUGUAGGGCAAUUAGCGGUGGAUCUUCUAGUAGCUUCUUUAAGAGCGGAGAGAAUUGGUUGCUUGGACGAUCCAAAUGUUGUUCCCUGCGUUGGGAAUAAUGCCUAUUGGCCUUCUCCACCUGGUGAUCUGGCUCUUCCUCUUGAAGUAUAUGAAUCAUCUCCCGAUGGAUUGGCUCUUGUACAACAGAGAUCACCAGUUGUUAAGGGCAUGAUGAUUGAAUUUGCUAGGAACUUGGCAAAUUUUGCUGCGGUCAAUGGGAAGAAACACGUUAUUGUGCUCUCUAGCAUGGAGUUCGGGCGUUGGCAGAACAUUGAUAUGUCAAGUGGAUCGCAGAUUCAUUACCUUUCCAGUUCCAACUCAGAUGGAACGGACGAUCACUGUGAAAAACAGGGUUGGAAGAGAUUGCCAGAGUAUAAUCCUACACAGAGAAUGUGGAAGCAUUUAGACGAUUUAGCCCAAAAUAGUGCCUCAGAGGUAGAGGAAUUGCCUUUUGAAGAGCUGGGAGAUGAGGAUUACUAUGCCAGUUUGCCUUAUGCUGCAUUGUUCUCUUGUUUUAAGGCCAAAGGUGUGAAGGUCACUUGUCUACUCUGUUAUUGCUCGGAGGGGGACAACAUUCCCGAUGCUUUCCAUUUGGCUGAUGCAGUAUCAAAAGCUCUAGGGCUUAAACCUAAUAGUUCUCACGGUAAUGAAGGUGGAAGCUGGACUGUGCCGUUCUCGUGGAAGAGUGUGUAUGGUCCUCCACCAGAUAUGUCUCUUUUCUAGGCCACUUUGGAGCAGUUUUAAGUCUUCUGUCACAUCUUUCUCGGCCUUUUGACUAUGAUAAAGUGAAAUUUAUGUCUGCGAUUCACUUUGGCUUGUACAAGUUAGUUUGUAGUUUGUGAGUGUUAGCCCUUACAAUUUUAACUGAAAGAGUAGAUAAGUAAUUUGAACUCAGAAUCAUCAUUUGCAACAUUGCUGAUUCAGAAAAUUGCUGAAAUUAAGUAGGCAUUGCAUUGUAUAAUUUCUCUUUGAAGUUGAAACAAAGAGUACUUGGAAGUCAAAGUUAUGUCUCGACAUUUACUUGGAAAAUAGUGCUCCUUGUGUCCCAAUUUUAUUGUCUUCUUUGGACUGGUGGUGAAAUUUAAGAAAUAUAAGGAGACUUUUGAA